GCACGCCAGCCGGAAGUGAGCUCCCAGGCCGACACCGCCCUAGCUCCUUGGCCUUCUGGUCGUCGGAGUGACAGCCCCAGGCGAGCGUGAGAGUGCAGCGAGGGGCUGCCCGUGAGCCCACACCUAGAGUCUUUUCUCCGUUGGCCGGUCGCACGGUGCUUUGCGGCUGCCGUCAAGCGCAGCGGAGGCCGGCCGGGCCGAAGGCGCCAUGGCGGCAGGCUUGCUGCCGAGCGCCGGGGCACUGCCGGCGCUGCUGUUCUUGGGGCUCGCGCUGCUGAGCGUUGGGCCUGCCCCGGCGCGGGCUCUGCACAACGUCACGGCGGAGCUCUUUGGGGCCGAGGCUUGGGGCACCCUGGCGGCCUUCGGGGACCUCAACUCCGACAAACAGACGGACCUCUUCGUGCUUCGGGAAAGAAAUGACUUAAUCGUCUUCUUAGCAGAUCAGAGUGCACCCUAUUUUAAACCCAAGGUAAAGGUAUCCUUGAAGACUCUCAGUGCACUGGUAACAAGUGUAGUCCCUGGUGAUUAUGAUGGGGAUUCACAAAUGGAUGUCCUGCUCACGUAUUUUCCCCAAAAUCAUAGCGACAGUGGGUUAGGAGCUGUUAUCUUCUGGGGACAAAAUCAAACAUUAGAUACUAAAAACAUGACCAUCCUCAAUAGGACUUUUCAAGACCAGCCACUGAUUAUGGACUUCAAUGGCGAUCUAAUUCCUGAUGUGUUUGGUAUCACAAAUGAAUCCAGCCAGCCACAGAUACUAUUAGGAGGAAAUUUGUCAUGGCAUCCUGCCUUGACCAUUCCAAGUAAAAUGCGCAAUCCACAUUCUCAUGCAUUUAUUGACCUGACUGAAGAUUUUACUGCAGAUUUAUUCCUCACGACAUUGUCUGCCUCUAAUUCCUUCCAGUUUGAGAUAUGGGAAAAUUUGGGUGGAAACUUCUCUCUCCGUAGUGUCUUUGAAAAGCCUAAAAACCUGGUGGUGGUUGGACAGUCAGCGUUUGCAGACUUUGAUGGAGAUGGACACAUGGAUCACUUGCUACCAGGCUGUGAGGAUAAAGACUGUCAGAAAAGUGCCAUAUAUUUAAUGAGAUCUGGAACAGGGCAGUGGGUUCCUGUGCUUCAGGAUUUCAGCAACAAGGGUACACUCUGGGGCUUUGUGCCAUUUGUGCGUGAAGAACAACCAACUGCGAUACCAAUUCCACUAACCCUUCAUGUUGGAGACUACAACAUGGACGGCUACCCGGAUGCUCUUGCCAUAUUAAAGAAUACAUCUGGAAGCAAUCAGCAAGCCUUUUUGCUGGAGAAUGUCCCGUGCAAUAAUGCGAGCUGUGAGGAAGUGCAUCGGAUGUUCAAAGUCUACUGGGACCUAGCAGGCCUAAAUCUAAUCAAAGAUGCCAUCGUAGCCACCUUUUUUGAUAUUUAUGAAGAUGGAAUCUUGGACAUUAUAGUGCUCAGUAAAGGAUACACUAAGAAUGAUGUUGCCAUCCAUACACUCAAAAAUAACUUUGAAGCAGAUGCUUAUUUUGUUAAAGUCAUUGUUCUUAGUGGUCUAUGUUCUAAUGACUGUCCUCGUAAGAUAACACCCUUUGGAGUAAAUCAGCCUGGACCUUAUAUCAUGUACACAACAGUAGAUGCAAAUGGAUAUCUGAAAAAUGGCUCAGCUGGACAGCUCAGCCAGUCAGCACACUUAGCUCUUCAACUACCUUACAAUGUACUCGGUUUAGGCCGAAGUGCCAAUUUCCUGGACCAUCUUUUUGUUGGUAUUCCCCGUCCGUCUGGAGAGAAGUCUAUAAGAAAACAAGAGUGGACAGCAAUCAUUCCAAAUUCCCAGCUGAUUGUCAUUCCAUAUCCUCACAAUGUCCCUCGAAGCUGGAGUGCCAAAUUGUAUCUUACACCAAGUAACAUUGUCCUACUGACUGCAGUAGCCCUCAUUGGUGUCUGCAUUUUCAUCUUGGCAAUAAUUGCUAUUUUACAUUGGCAGGAAAAGAAAGCAGACGAUAGAGAAAAACGACAAGAAGCACAUCGGUUUCAUUUUGAUGCUAUGUGACUUUGCUUUAAGUAGAACACACUGGAUCGCACUUGAUUAGUGAAAUACUAAAUUUUGACUCCUAGUAAAAAAAAAAUAAUGGAUUUAAGAUAUUUAUAAAUUAUGCUUUCCUUGUCAAUUAUUGGAAAAUACUAAAAUAAAUAUGGCCUGAAUAUCUCAUAAGAUCUUUUUUUUUAAGCACUUUGUAUGUAAUAACUUAGGUUCUUUAUUCAGUAGUACUGAACAUUUUUGUUCCUUUGUGGAAUGUGUUGCAUGUAUUCUGGUAUAUUUGCAUUUACAAUUUUAUUAGAAUAACAAUGGUAGAAAGACAUGUAAAUAAAAAGUAUUUAAAUAAGCUGGGACAGGAGCAUUGUUUUACCUGAAUUGAUCUUGCUUUUUAUCUUAAAAUGCAUACUUUCAUAAAUGUAUAGGAGAUAUAGUUAUUAAACUAGCAUUUAUCACAGUAGAUCAGAGCUCUCAAGAAUGGGCACAGAAUGAGACUAAUUAGUGUGACUUUGGGAUCACAGUAGGACAGAUUGCCUUAGAUUUCUGGCCCUUCAGCCUAACGGUUAUUUGAAACUGGCUAUUGCUUCAUAGCCUUUCUGUAAGUCUGUUUUGUUUAUAUGAAGCUAACUUGCCUCUUGAGUUAUCAUGAACAUUAAGUUAUAUGUGAUGUGCUUAGCUCAGUGCCUAAGCAUAUACUAAGUGUUCAUCAGGCAGCAGUUGUCAUUAUUGCUAUUUUAGGUGAUUUUAUUUCACCACAGAUAAUAUCAAAAUAUAUAGAAUAGUUAUCAGACAUAAGGACUAUGGAAGACUUAAAUUAUUGGUGGUACAUACCUUAUAAUAACUAUCCAAGAGUAACUGUGUCCUAAAAAUUGGUAUUUGAAUACUAAUCCUUGUGUAAUAAUGGAAAGCAUUUGAUCUCUUGAAAAAAGGUGAUAUAGGCAUAAUCUGGAGGUGCAAAUGUGCCAUCACAUUUCUACUCUCAAAGGCCUGGAAAAGUCUAUCUCAUUUCUAGUUAGACCUCAGAUUUUAUACUGUGAACUUUACAUUGCCAAAAUUUACUUUAAAAUUAUUUAAAUCUAGAGUUCAGGAGAGAGGUUAUAAAAUUAUUAGCAAAGCUAACAAUAUUCUGAUUAUUGAGCUAUGCUGUGUCUGUAAACUAUUUUUAAAAAAGCAGUUCUGUUCAUGUUGUUUUCUUCAUUGCAGUUUACUGAAGGGCAUGUGUUCAUUUUUCUUUCUAUCAAGCAUGUUAAUAUACCUUCUUAAUAAAUAUUCCUUACUGAAUGAAA
This is a messenger RNA of Meriones unguiculatus (Mongolian gerbil), 3312 nucleotides long. It is a transcript of the gene Itfg1, whose product is annotated as integrin alpha FG-GAP repeat containing 1. Gene Ontology annotation, cellular component: plasma membrane. The record is from RefSeq and is a predicted model, not a curated record. NCBI's taxonomy places the organism in Eukaryota, Metazoa, Chordata, Mammalia, Rodentia, Muridae. The transcript has 18 exons. Bases 209 to 2041 code for a protein of 610 amino acids.